Paramacrobiotus metropolitanus is the source of this 3227-nucleotide messenger RNA. Its product is annotated as 5-hydroxytryptamine receptor 1F-like. Gene Ontology annotation, molecular function: G protein-coupled receptor activity. Gene Ontology annotation, cellular component: membrane. The transcript has 5 exons. The record is from RefSeq and is a predicted model, not a curated record. Gene Ontology annotation, biological process: adenylate cyclase-activating adrenergic receptor signaling pathway. The coding region runs from base 1269 to 2750 and encodes 493 amino acids. NCBI's taxonomy places the organism in Eukaryota, Metazoa, Tardigrada, Eutardigrada, Parachela, Macrobiotidae.
ACAACAACAGGCACAGUAAAAUAGUACGCAUGUGCUCGUCCUGUCGUCGCUGUGCACGGGCUGCCAUUCAGCAUUUACGUCGGUUGUGUGAGUGAUCGCGCGGAGCGCGGGAUAUGUUUGUGGGGGUUUUUAUUCGACUUUUGUCUGCUAGGCGCACACACAGCACCGGAUGUUCACCGUCAUAACUGCAAUAUCCGUCUGGUGCGGAUUUUUCAGCAAAUUUUAUUAAUGUGUCUCGCUAUCGAUCUUCGCUUCCCGGCAUUCUGGAAUAUUAUUGCAUUUGCGAAAUUAUUGUACGGAGAAAUCGUAUCCCGUGAUUUCCUGAUUACAAUUAUCCGGAUUGUUUCAUGACUUCCGCUGCAAUUUAUACUGUUUUCCUCAUUCUUCUGCGCCCUCUUUACCGUGACCUUUUGUCGAUCAGUUUAUCUUUAUUGCGUUGUUAUUUAAAACCGGCAUUUUCACGCCAGUUUUACAUGAUAAUAAUCUUGGUGACCUUUACGUUAGCGUUAUUAAGAGAACAUAUAUUAAACUGUUAUUAAAACUUCUUAACGGUUCAAAAGCUAAUCAAAAUCGGUGGAAAUUUUGUACUUUCUGUGGCAGAAAGACAUUAAACUUAUUUUUUUUAAUUACUUGGAUGCGAUGAAUGUGGGAAUAUGUUGUAUGUAAGCGAUGAUUACAUGCAGUCAAUUAUGCGUAAUACCGUUUCUGUUUUUGAUUGAGUGCUGAUCGCGGCAGCGCAGAGAUCCCGGCGACUCCCGGCUCAGUUAAAACAGCUGUAUACCAUUAGUUAAUUUCAUUUUCAUCGCCCGGCUAUAAUUAACACUGGAAGCCAAUCGACGCUGACAGUUCCCCAUCGGAGCGGCGAAAGAUCACGCGUGUGGAUUAUAUCCACUGCCAGCCACCGAAUCCGUACUGCUCAUCUUUCAGCAGUGCUCUUGCGCUUUUCCACUUUUACCUCACCUUCCAUUACAAUCGGCCAUUUUUUGCCCAUUUUUUCCCUUGAGGAAUUUUGUUUUCUUUCGGAAUUCCCAACGGUCAACAAACCGAAUAUUUUGAGUGGAGGAUAUUUAUUCGGGGCGCAGACGGGGUGUUGUUUGGCUCGCAUGUGUGUACCACAUUCCGUGUGCGGGGAUGGUCAUGUUCUAAAUACUUUUGAUCCCUGUAUUCUCACCACGAGGAAUGCGGUGAGCGGAUUCGGAAAUAUGAGCAAUUUGUCAUCGUGGAAUACGAUCGUCCUCAGUGCCCUGACCAUCUAAACCGCGCCUACCAUGACGCCGACCAAUAAUAGCACGACACUUUUCGACGCGCGUCCCCUGCGCUGCGACACCGUUGAGUCCGAUGAGCGCGCCAUCCGCUACCUGUCCUCCAUCUACCUGAUCAUGGGCCCGGUGUUCCUGGCACUAUGCGCCCUAGCUUUCCUGGGCAACGCCCUGAUCCUGUCCACGGUGUUCUUCAUCCGCAAGAAACAGCUGACACCGACGCUGAUGUUCAGUCUGUCCCUGGCGGCAGCGGAUGCCGUGGCGGCAGCCGCCAUGGGGGUGGGCAUCCUGGUGAACAACAUCCUCUUCUGGAACAUCCACGUGGACAUGGAGUACCGGGCGUGUAUACAGUUCGUGGUGGAGGCGCUGCGGCUGAGCGGGAUGGUGUGCUCGGCGCUGCAUUUCAUGGCGCUGGCCAUUAAUCACUGGAUGGGCAUCACGAAGCCGCUGCAUUAUGCAUCGCGGAUGACGCGGCAGAAUGCGGCCAUUUGCAUUGCGGUGAUGUGGAUACUGCCGGAUGUGAUAUUUUUCAUAUAUUUCGUCUCGAUUCCCGAUGAGGGCUUCCGCUCCCCAUACUGUCAAAGGGACGAUUUUGCGCACAAAUUCGCCUUCCGCUUCUUCGUGUCCGCACUGUUCUUCGCCCCGUUAAUCCUGAUGUCGGUGGUGUACUUCCAUGUCUUCCUCGAGAUCCAUUUGCACCAGAAAAAAUUGAGCACCCUGGACUGCAGCGCAGCCAACUACAACACCAACAACGUCAGCAGCAGCGGGGGCAGUGUGAGCGUCAGCGGCAGUAUGAGCGUCACCGCCAGCCAGCUGGCCAGUACCGAGCGCAGCUAUCGCGAUGAGAAACGCCGCAUGGCCAGUAAUACACGGGCACUGAUCACCACGCUGAUUAUCCUGUUCGUCUACCUGAUUGGCUGGCUGCCGGCGGUGAUUAAUUACCUGCUGGUGUGCUAUGACUGUGUUAUUCCCCUGAGCAUAUCGCUUUGUAUCAGGCUGCCGACGAAUAUCAUCGUGAAUCUGCUAAUAUUAUUGAAAUUCCUGGUGUAUCCGAUUAUCUACACGGCACGUAUCCGGGAAAUCCGAACGGUGGUGACAUAUUACUGCGUAAAAUUAGGCUGCCGCAAACCGGCCUCGCAUCCGCGUUCCUUCGACCGCUUCGACAUCUCGCGCACCGGCUCCUUCAUGACGUCACUGCGCUACUCCACUUACCGUUCCCCGCGGAAGGGCAGCGACGCCAGCACCUCGCCCUCGAUGGUCACCCGCCGCUCAUCCGCCACGCAGGUGUACGGCGCACGCAAAGGUCCCUACCUCGACAUUUUACACGCGACCACACCCAACGGCACCGGGCCGCGCCGCGCCUCCAAUGGCUCACUGGGCCGACCCGACAAACCCGGAUAUCUCCCGUAUCCCACGCAAUCGCCCCUGCUGGAGGUUAACGAAAGCCUGAGCAGUCCGACCAGUGAACGCCGCGAAUUAAGCUCCAUGUGAUCAGUUCUCUGCAGCGCUGUAAAAAUAGCAAUCUUGCAGGAAACUGCGCGCGUAAGGCUGUAAUCUUGAAUGUGGCGAACGGUCGGGAUUCCCUGUACCGACGACGCUGUAAAGCGGCUAGUGCACAGUGUAUCUGAAACGUGUUCUUCCAUUAACUGAUGGUAAUGCUGCCUUGUGGAGAGAAAAAUGGUUCAUAUAAAUUAGGUUUAACUUGAUUUUGGCCUACUUUAUUUUGUUGUAUGGACAAGCGGAGAUGGGAAAGAAAGAGAAAGCGGGGGAAGAUAUCAUGCUGGUUUCCGUGACAGAAUGAGCGAUGUGACUGUCCCUUGGGGUUGACCUCAAUUGCUGUUUCAUGAUCGACUAAAAGCGCCCAUUGUUAUGGCGCACUGUCGGGAGUAAUUUUUUUUUCUUCUCUUUUUGCUCACUUUGUCGUUUGAUCAGUCUGCGGCAAGAUUAUUAUUACCGGUCAGAUGCACA